AUGAAGAAAUAUGUUGAUUCUCAUCGCACAGAGAGGUCUUAUGAGAUAAACGAUUUGGUUUAUUUGCGACUACAACCAUACCGGCAAACUACUGUGGCAAGCACAUCUUUUUCGAAGCUUUCUCCUCGAUUCUAUGGUCCUUUUAGAGUCCUGGAGAAAAUUGGAAGUGUGGCUUAUAAGUUAGAGUUACCUGCAACAAGUCGCAUUCAUCCUGUAUUCCACGUUUCUCAACUAAAAAGAAGAUUAAGAAUGAAUGUUCAUGUGGUUGCUGUGUUACCAGAUGUCAUUGACUAUGACAAAUGGGAGCCAUCUGCUAUUCUACAGCGUAGAAUAUACAAGAAUAGGGCUGCAAAGGAGCCGGUCAAAAAGACCUAUACCGGUCUGGAGCCGGAAAUACCGGACCGGAACCGAACCGGUACCGGAGUAACCGGUACAGGGACCGGGACAGGAGAUUCAGAACCGUCUUAG
This is a messenger RNA of Papaver somniferum (opium poppy), 468 nucleotides long. RefSeq lists its product as uncharacterized. Bases 1 to 468 code for a protein of 155 amino acids. The transcript has a single exon. The record is from RefSeq and is a predicted model, not a curated record. NCBI's taxonomy places the organism in Eukaryota, Viridiplantae, Streptophyta, Magnoliopsida, Ranunculales, Papaveraceae.